AGGGAGUGUUUUCCAAAAUUGAAUGAGGGCAUUUAAUUUAGUAAUUAAUGGUGGGAAAUUUGUUUGAAAUAGAGAGGUGUAUGUUCUAGUCACAUAGACUCCAAGGUAUCUACAUUUUUCAGUAACAAUUCUGAAAGGGAUUUUUUGGAGUUGUGAAGGGUCUUGAGCUUUUAUUGGCAUAAUUUCGCUUUUAUUCCAGUUUAUUCUAUACCCUGAAAAGGAACCAAAUUGUUCUAUAAGGUUUAAUAUAUUUGGGAUACUGACUUGAGAAUUGGUGAUGUAUAAGAGUACAUCGUCUGCAUAUAACAAAAUCUUGUUAUUGGUAUGUUUAGUAUUGAAUGCCCGAAUGUACUCGUAUGCUUUCUGCUAAGGGUUCUAUGACAUUGGUGAAAGGGUACAUCCUUGUCUAUUACCCCUGGAUAAUUGAAAUUUAGAUGACAGAAUUUGAUUAGUCAAUAUUCUGGCAGUCGGAUUGUUAUAUAACAGCUUUACCAAUGAAAUAAAAUGUUCUCCUAGUUGGAAUUUUUCCAACACUGUAAAGAGAUAGGCCCAUUCUACUUGGUCAAAUGCUUUUUCUGCCUCUAAAGAAAUAAUUGUUAAAUCUUCAUUUAUCGUUCUGUGUGAAUGCAUUAUAUUAAACAGGCGUCUCAAAUUAUGAAACAAAUGUCGCUUAGGUAUAAACCCAGUUUGGUCUGGAUGUAUUAAUCUACUAAUGUACAAACUUAGUCGUCUUGCCAAAGUCUUGGCUAAUAUUUUCUGAUCUGUAUUUAGAAGAGCUAUUGUUCUAUAUGAUUCAGGCUCUUCAAGAUUUUUGUCUUUGUUAGGUAUCAAUGUAAGUGUUUGUGGUAAGGUCUGUUCUUUAAAAGCAUGUAUAUAAAGGGCUCGUAGGCAUGGAGAAAUUAAAUCAUUGAAUUUUUUAUAGAAUUCAUUACUGAACCAAUCUGGACCUGAUGUUUCCCCACUAUUCAGUGAUUUGAUAGUCUCUUCAAUAUAUUUUAUUAUAAUCUCACCAUCUAAUUGUUAUCGUUCCUCCUCAUUAAGUGAUGGGAGGUUGUAAUUGUCAAGAAAGUUUUUGAUCUUUGCAGAGUCGGCUGAUGUUUUUGAUGCAUAUAGAUUUUGAUGGAAUUUUAGGAAUCUUUCAUUAAUAUCUUUGGGAAGUGUGAGCAGCUCACCUUUUUCUGAUUCAUUUAAAUUAUAAUGUGUUAUUUUUGUAUUUUUCUACUCAUAUCGUGUUGUUAUUUGCGAGCAAAGCAGCAAGGCAAAUUCCUUGUAUGUAUACAUACUUGGCUAAUAUAAAAAAAUAUUCAAAAUGUAUUCAAUUUUGCAGAGCAAGUAAUGCAACAAUUGGCUGUGGGCAAUUGUGUACUGUGGACUUUCCAUGUUCCACAUUGCCCUCAAGCCUCUGGAUUGCUUAAAUCUCUAUAUAGGUACUGAUUCUAUAAAGAUACUACUUCUUCCAUAAAAUACAAAAGCUGGUAAAUAUCAAGGUAUCAUUCAUUGGCAUAGUUGAAGUGAUCAGAAAGUUGCCUUGAAAGUAGAUUUGGUUCAUUUUUGCUACAACUGGCUUAAGAGAAAAUAAACCAUUUAUAUAAUGCUUUUCAGCUGGUGGAAUCCAAGAUUCACAUAUUGCUGGAAGAUUGCUGAGUCGACCCGAAAGGAUUGAAUGAAAAUCACUGAGAAAGGCAAGGAUGGCAAUGGAUAGAAAUGCAUCAAGAGAAGAAGAGGAACAUAGUGCAAAAAAUGGGGACUACAAGCAACAGAGUAUUCAAAAUUGGCUGAACACUAACUGCACAUCGCUUGUGAGUGAAGAUAGGCCUCCGAGUCCACAGAAACCAGGAAUCAGUCAGAGGAUGAGCAGUACAGAAGAUGACUUAAUGUUGGGUGUCGAAGCCACAAUAUACACAAGUGCACUACAAAACAUGACCUUCAAAGAAUAUGUGAGAACCUUCCACUCUGAAAAACAUGCGCUGGGAAGAAUGAACAGUACAGCUUCAGCAACUUCCGUGAGCAUUGGGCCCCAGAGUGUUUUUGAAUUUCUGGAUGUCUGGCACAGUGAUCCCGAGGAAAUUCUUCUUGACCUUGGUUUUGGCAAAGAGGAACCUGAAAUCUUAACCAAAAUACCAGGCCGAUACAUCAACGGCUCCUCUGUUGCAACUGGAAUAAAUAUAAGAGUCUUUCUGGAUGCUCUGAAGCUACGAAUGGAAAUGGAAAACCUUGAUUUAUACAAAAAAGCCACCCAGAAUUCAUCACCUGAGCUCAGUGUUGUGGAGAUGCGCAUCUUGGAUGUCACAAAGGAACGCAGAGCACUGCUGAGAAAAAUGUCACAAAGUAAACUGAAAAACAUUAAGGAUUCUCAAACACUUGAAGAAAGCAGAGAAAGUAAAGAGAAUACAAUGAAAUCUUUGAAAAGGGACAGAAAAAAUUAUUUCCUCUACGCGCGUCGAUUUACUACCGAAGAUGACAGCAUCUUAUCACCAUUAACAGUAGGACAGAGUGGAGAGCAGAAAAAGGCACCCGAUUUGCUUCUUGAUUUAAAGAUGUCUCAAGAUAAUCCCCUGCUGGAAACAUCUGCCAAAGAUAAAGACGGCGAUAUGCAGUUUCUAAUUCCCCAAGCAAAGAAGCUGAAGUGCAUCAUGAAUGAUCAGUUACCAGAUUCCUUUGAAAUGGAAGAGAUGCAGAGCUUUGAUGAAGAUGGUUCUCUAAGAAUGCCUGCCAACAAAAUAUGUCUAGAUCUGAAAAGAGAAAACAGUUGUCAGUCGGAUAGUAGUGGAUUUGUGGAAGAGCCAUUCAUUCCAUCACAGAUUCUGCAUACAUUGAAAAACUUUGGCUGGGACAGCCGAGCCUCCUCACAAGAAAGCAAGCAAUGGCCUGUCCAUGUCAGCAAUCCAGGACAAGCAACGGACAACAUGACUGAUCCAACCUCACAUUCUGCAUCUACUGACAGUGAUCAAGCAAAGUGUUCAGAAGCAUCCACAACAUUGCAUAUUUCUCAAGAACAGGAAAAAAUUACGGUGGGAAAUCUUGAUCACAAUCCUCAUGCCUUUGAUGAUCAUCAGAGGAUAACAUGCAUUGAUAAAGUCACAGGGGAGGAAAGUGAACUAAAUGACAACAAUAGUAAUUUGCCCACAACACCUUUUAAGGCAACAAAGCAUGAUUCCAUUGCUGAUGCAGAUGUCUGGAAAAAUAACCAGACCCAGAAGGAAAAUGAUGAUAUCGACACCCAAAAUAAUAACUCUGUAAGCAUGAAUGCAAUAACUGUGAACAAUAUACCUGCAAUCCAGCAGGAGCCAAGCCUCCAUUUACCACAUUCCACUGCUUUAAGCAAGUUAGUGACCAUCCAAAUUCCUCAGGAAAAAUUGCCAGAAAUUGUCACAGACGUUCAUUUGUCAGACCCACAACCACUGUUAUUUCAGUUAAGUGAAGACCCUGUCAAACCAUCUGCAUUUCAAGAAAGUGGCAAGUUGAGGGAUGCUUCAGUGCAGACUAAGUAUAACACUGGGGAGCUCACUGUUAAAACUAGCCAACCUGACCAAAUUAAGAUGUUUCAAUCUGUCAGAAAAUUUACGAAAUCAGUUUCACUGGAUACCGGACUAUAUAUUGUCGAGCAGAAUACUCAGAACCAAACUGCUAUCACUCCAGUUCACUGCCUUUGCUGUCACCAUUGUUCCUGUGUUCAACAUUGUUCAUCAAUAUGCUUCAAAACUAGCAAUAUGAAAUCCCCAUCAAAGAUGGCUAUGUCACACUCAGAGGCACAGCUCAUCAAGACUUUACAGCAAUUGCAACAAACUGCAAGAGUUAUCUCUGGAUCUCCGCAGGUUCUACGAGAAAUAGAGACCGUGAAGAAAUGUCUGCGGGGUUUUCGGAAUAGAUUGGUGGAUAUCGAGCAGGACAUCAUUGAACAGCAGGCUUCAGUCUACAGUGUUUUAACUGAACAAGAGAGAGACGAAGUGAAACGAUUGCAAACACUACGACGUGCAGUUCGUCAAGAGGUCACAGAAAUAGAGGAUCAGCUUGAGGAUCAGGCUCGACAAGUUGGAGAAGCAAUGAAAAUGCAGUUGCUGAGUUUGCUGGAGGAACAGUCUUCUCUGUGCUCAUACGUGGAAAUGAUGAAGCAAACAAGGAAUUUUGGAUCACAUAGCCAGCAUUGUCCUUCAUCCAUCUGCAUGACAUCUAUGCCAGCAGCAGUCAGCAUCUCACAGGAGCUGGAAUCAACUGCGGGAAGGAGUAUUUCAAUCCAUUCUACAUUAGCACAAUGUCCUAUCAAUUCACCAGUAACUUCAGCCUCAAGUAAAACUGAUACUGAAGUCUGUUCAGAAGCUGCCAAAGGUACAGAUUUAUCCGAAAAAAAGCAAGACCAUCAAGCAGAAACAUUGGAUUUUAAAAACAUCCUAAAACAUAUUAAACAAUCAUUUAAACACCUCAGAUCAGCUGGCUCAGAGAAGACCGAACAUACUAAAUAAAGAUCCUUCGCAUUAUGCUACCUGGCCUGCUGAGUGUUUCCAGCAUUUAAAAAAAAUUAUUGAUGGAAUUUGUUUGCUUCUUAAAGUUUGAGAGCAAUGCAAGGACUGCUGGACUAAGUCAGAACAUGCACACUCUCAGAAACAUUGGUUCAGGCUUCUUGCAGGUUGCCCUCCUGACACUUGAUAAGAAGUCAAAAUAAAACAAGAUCAGCAUCUUUGAUUUUCCUGGUUAAUUCAGCUCUUGCUUUAAGCUUGAAAGAGGAUUUGAGUGUAAUGCAGGCGCUCUCAAAAGUGUGGACCUUCAUAGAGCAUGCUCAAAUGUUCUAUCAUUUCUCAGGAAACCUCCUUGCAUAGAAACCUCCAUGCAUAGAAACAUAAAAAAAUAGGCGCAGGAGUAGGCCAUUCAGCCCAUCGAGUCAGCACUGCCAUUCAAUAUGAUCAUAACCAUAUAACAAUUACAGCACGGAAACAGGCCAUCUCGAUCCUUCUAGUCCGUGCCGAACACGUAUUCUCCCCUAGUCCCAUACACCUGCGUUCAGGAUAAUACAGAAUCAGUUCCCCGUUCCUGCUUUUUCCCCAUAUCCCUUGAUUCCGUUAGCCCUAAGAGCUAAAUCUAACUCUCUCUUGAAUACAUCGAGUGAAUUGGCCUCCACAGAAUUCCACUGCAUGUGUGUUCUUUGCACUCAGCUUGUUACUAACUGCUCUUCAGAAGCCUGUGCAGGUUCCUCAAUCCCGAUUUCCGAGGAGUCUGCCAUCCUUUCCCCCCCAACUAUAGUAGGAUGCACUCAUGUCUUGCUGACAUCCACCAAAUGAUGAAAGAGUGCUGGUUUUGCUGUGAUGCAAGUCUUCAAGAACUAUCUCCUGAGAUUGUGAGAAACUGGGACAAAGUUGGGAAAUUUGAACAUGUUUUAGUCGAAAUAUCAUCUGAAAGGUUCUCAAUAUUUUAGAUACCUUCAAAUACGAGACUAUCUGAAAUCAUAUAUCCAAGGCUCUCAAUCUAUGUUGCCAGAUACACUAGAUGAAUGUAUGAAUAGAAACUCGGAUUCAAACAAGUUAAUAUCAUAUCUGUAUAACACCCUUUUAAAUAUCGAGACCCCAUCGUCAGAAGUAAUUAGAAGAGCUUGGGAAGAUGAGCUUGGCCUAAAAAUUUUAAAAGACAGAUGGGAGGAAAACCUUCUAUACAUACACAACUGUUCGCUUAACGUUAGGCAUUCGUGAAAUCAAUUUAAAAUACUGCAUAGACUCUAUUAUUCAAAGUCUAAACUGAAUAAGAUCUUUCCAAAUGUAUCUCCUAUUUGUGAUAAAUGUCUUCUUCAGGAAGCAACUAUAACCCAUUCCUUUGCCUCUUACAUAAAGUUACAUAAUUUCUGGAGAGGAAUUUUUGAAAUGUUUUCAAAAACACUAAUAAUAAAAUUGGACCCCGACACGGAACUGAUCACUCUAGGUACUUCAGAAGCCUGUUCUGAGCUAUCACUAUUUCAAAGACGUUUCCUUAAUUACGGCCUGAUAAUGGUGAAAAAACUAAUACUUGAAUUUUGGAAACAUACAUCAGUCCCUACUCUUAAGAUGUGGAUUAUAAACAUGUCCGAGACGCUACAUCUUGAAAAUAUUAGACUUGGCUUGGCAGAAAAAACAGAUCACUUUUCCAAGACAUGGACUCCAUUCAUUGAUUUAUUACAAGGAUAGUAUGGUGCAACACAAUUUUGGAUUUAAAUCUAAUUACGGAUUGGAUGAGGUGGGUGGGGAAGGAUGAGAGGCAGGUAUAUCACCAAUUUUUUUCUCUCUUUUUUUGUACUUUUUUUUCUAUUCCUCUCUUUCUUUCUUUUAUUCACUCUUUGGCUACACUACUUUGGCAGUCUAGGGGUUCUAUCUUUGCACAUCUCACGUUUUCUCUUUCUUGCUUUUUCUCCUUUCUUUUCUUCUAAUUUAAAGCAAAAAAGUUAAAAAUUGAACCUGUUCAAUAACUGUAUAAAUUUUAUAUGCCAUUGGUUCUAUUGUUGUACAUUUGCUUCUAAUAAAUAAAAAGAAAAAAAAAGAAAAAAAAGAAAGAGAGAAUCAUGGAUGAGCUUUUUUAAUUGCAAUUUAAAUUCAACCUAGUAUCUACAGGAAAUGAGCCAAACUUUCCUAGAGUAUCUCUAAACAAACUUCAAGGUCUUUCACCACUUAAUUUUCUUUAUUUUCCCUGAUCAUGCUGCCAUAGUUACUCGUAACAACAAAGCCACCCAUCUAUGUAUCAUUUGAUUGUAAGAAAUAAUAAUUUAUUUUCUAUGUCAACAGUGGGAAUUCCUGAGCGUCUAUUAUGUUUUAUUUACUACCUGUAAAAUAAUUUUAAAUUAUUGAUCCCUGCCUUCAUUUCAGAUUCAAGCACAAAAAUCCUAACAGUUUCAGUUAUGUGACGCGUUAUUAAAGCAAUAGAACAGGAAUCUGAAGGAUAUAUUAUAUAGGAAAAAGUAUAAUUUUUGCAAGGACUGCAUCUCUCAUACUUUCUUAUGUUUGGUGAUUUUCAGUGAAUGCGUAUCUUAGUUAUCCUAUUAACUGAGUCAAGCUCUUCUACUAAAUACCAAUCGUCAAUGCUUAAUUACAACAUGUAAAUUGAUAAAAUAAGAAAACAGAUGCAAACUUCAAUAAUUUAUUACAGUAAGUCUCACAUGGAAUUCCCACAGCUUGGUUCCAUUUAUUGGCUCUAUACACUGUUUCUAAAGUGGCUGAUAUUGAGAUAGAACUAAGUGCUGUAAUACUUAACAAAGAUGUAAAUCUUAAGACCUUGUGAAGCAUAUUUAAAGUACCAAGGAUAAUUGAAUCACGACAGAGGUAAUUGAGUAUAUAUUUUUUUAAAUGAUUAUAACAACUCCUAUGUUCCCAGUAUAACUCCGAGAAUGGAAAGUCCAACAGCACAAAAGUAGGCCCUCAAUAUUAAUCCCUUUAGGCCCUUUAAUCUUUCAUAUUCUUGUGAUACAAGUGCACUUUUAGAUACGUGUUGGAAGGAACUGCAGAAGACUGAGAACUCUGAUUGAGAAGACUGAAAGUCUCAGUCUGAAGAAGGGUCACGUUUCCGAAAUGUCACCUAUUCCUUUUCCUUUUCUCCAGAGAUGCGACCAGACCCACUGAUUUACUCCAGCAUUUUAUGUCUAUCUUCAUUAUUGGACACCUCUUAAUUUUUGUGAGAGUACCUACUACCACCACCCACUCAGGCUCCAACUCGAACAACCUUAUGGUGCAAUAAUUCUUGCAUUGAUACUCUCUAAACCUCUCACUCUAAACCUGUGUCCACUAUUUUAGAUACCUCUGCUGGAGAAAACUUUCCUAUUAUCUGCCCUAUCUACGUCCAUCAUUAUUUUGUACACUUCCUCACAGCAGUCCCGCUCCAACUUAUGCCUCUCCUCGUGUCUGAAAUUCUCCUUCCCGGUAACAUCCUGGUGAAACUCUGGUGCAUUUGCUCUUGUGUUCUAUCCUUGCCCAGCUUAAGUGCCAUCUUUAUCACUUUUAUCUACUAAAGCACUAUCCUCAAGAUUUGUGGACUUGUACGUGAUGAUCCCAAGCUCCUCAGGACCCUGGCUAGAAAGUGUUUCAUCACACUCUUAAGGGCCUGUCCCAUGAGCAUGU
Molecule: messenger RNA, 8063 nt
Organism: Leucoraja erinaceus (little skate)
Lineage: Eukaryota; Metazoa; Chordata; Chondrichthyes; Rajiformes; Rajidae
Gene: itprid1
Product: ITPR interacting domain containing 1
Exons: 16
Coding region: 1689-4460 (923 amino acids)
Molecular function (GO): signaling receptor binding
Source: RefSeq, a predicted model, not a curated record